Messenger RNA from Colletes gigas, 1380 nucleotides. RefSeq lists its product as uncharacterized. The annotation marks the transcript as partial. The transcript has a single exon. NCBI's taxonomy places the organism in Eukaryota, Metazoa, Arthropoda, Insecta, Hymenoptera, Colletidae. The record is from RefSeq and is a predicted model, not a curated record.
AUGUCCGUUACGAACGAUCCCGACUGGUCUGACCUUGGGGCAUACCUCGAGAACCUGACCAGAGGGAUGGAACGGAUAAAUAGGGCAUCCAUCAACCUCAAAAAGAUGGGUCGAGCCAAAUAUACCCAGAAAAUUCUGGAAGAAAGGCUCGAUUACGUUAAAACUCUGUGGCAACAGAUGAACGAUCAGUAUAUGGUCGUGUGUAGGCUUCUCCCUCCUGGGAAACGACACGAUUACGAGUUGUUCCAACGGGAUUUCAUGGGGGAAACCGAAAACGAGUUUCUGGAGUUCCAGGCCUAUGUGGCCGCGGAAAUAACCCGACUCACCACAGGUCCAAGGACGGUGAUGUCGGAAAUCCAGCAAACAAUACCGAUCGAACUCCCGAAGAUGAGGUUGGAGAAAUUCGACGGGGAUCCUUCGAAAUGGGAACAUUUCGAGGACCUAUUUACCGCCGGAGUAAUAAACAACCCCACGUUAACGGAUGUGCAAAGGUUACAAUACCUAAACACCUGUAUAACCGGGAGAGCCGCAGCCGCUAUCGCAUCUCUUGCGAUAACGGAUUCAAAUUUCUCAGUAGCGUGGUCGACCCUGAAAGCAGAAUUCGGGCUCCCACGCUUGGUACUGAUCAAGCUACUUGAUCGGAUUCUGAGAUUGACAAAGAUCCGAAAGGGCGACCUGUCGAGUGUUCAGCAGGUUACCAUAGGCUUUCGGCAAGCACUCGCUAUCCUUGCUAAAAAAGGAAAAGCGGAAGAGCAGCUUAGUUGGCUGCUCACGCAUAUUGUAGCGAGCCAAUUUGAUGCCGCGUUGCAAGGGGAAUGGGAACGAUCCCUCAAAAUGUCAACGGAAUAUCCGAUGAUAGAGGAGAUAUUCAGAUUCCUCGAUCAGGAGGCGCGGGCUAUGUCCGUAAUUGACGAACAUAACCGCAAAAUUGCCUCAAAACAGGAACAGAAGCCACGAGUACGGAGUCAUAACACCGUCGUGGAUUCCCCCCCUGCGCAGCGAAAGUGCACGAUUUGCGGACAAACGCAUGCACUCUCGGAAUGCGGCACAUUUAAGCGUUUCUCCGCACUGGUACGUUACCAGAUCAUAAAGGACAGUCAGGGAUGUAUAGCCUGUCUGGCCCUGGAUCACGACGUAAGAGGCUGCCGGAGCCAACAAGGUUGUUCGAGAUGCAGUGGCAGGCAUCACAUCCUGUUGCAUUUCGAACAACGCGAAAAAGAGGCGGAAAGCCAAAAGCCGAAAUCGAAAUAUUCGAACGGCAAGCGCGAGGAACGGCGAGAUAACGCCCCUCCACAGCGCCGUACGGCUAAGGCGAAAGCCGGCACCGAUACCUCGAACGCGCAAGCAGCUACGUCACGGGCCACUACGUCACACUGUACG